GAUUGCUACAAACUAAUGAUUUUCUUCAAAUUCUCUUUUUCCCCUUACCAGCCAGGCCCACAACUCCUCUUUCUGUAGGCACCAUUGUCCCACCUCCAAGGCCUGCUUCCAGACCAAAGCUUACUUCAGGCAAACUCAGUGGGAUUAAUGAAAUACCCAGGCCAUUCAGCCCACCUGUAACUUCCAAUACUAGCCCACCUCCUGCAGCUCCUUUAGCCCGGGCAGAAAGUUCUUCCUCUAUCUCAUCUUCAGCUUCAUUAAGUGCUGCCAAUACUCCAACAGUAGGUGUGUCACGAGGUCCCAGCCCUGUCAGCCUUGGAAAUCAAGACACCUUACCUGUGGCAGUUGCCCUCACAGAAUCUGUUAAUGCCUAUUUUAAAGGAGCAGAUCCCACCAAGUGUAUUGUGAAGAUCACUGGUGACAUGACAAUAUCAUUCCCAAGUGGAAUUAUUAAGGUCUUCACUAGCAAUCCAUCUCCAGCUGUGCUAUGCUUCAGGGUGAAAAAUAUCAGCAGACUAGAGCAAAUUCUUCCAAAUGCACAACUUGUGUUCAGUGAUCCAUCGCAGUGUGAUUCUAACACAAAAGAUUUUUGGAUGAACAUGCAAGCUGUUACUAUCUACCUCAAGAAGCUAUCAGAGCAAAAUCCAGCUGCUUCUUACUAUAAUGUAGAUGUAUUAAAGUAUCAGGUGAGUGUCUUAUCCUUAUAAAAGUCCUAAGUUGAA
Molecule: messenger RNA, 722 nt
Organism: Leptonychotes weddellii (Weddell seal)
Lineage: Eukaryota; Metazoa; Chordata; Mammalia; Carnivora; Phocidae
Source: RefSeq, a predicted model, not a curated record